UGCCAGGGCCUGUGCCAAGCAGGAGAAGGCGGCGGUGGCCGUCGCUUCCCGAGUCACCGCGGCCGGGAUUCCCGGCUGGAGGGUCGGUGCGUGCCCCGACGGGGCGCGCGGAGCGGGCGAGAAGGCACGAAGCCGCCGCGGAGCACAGGUUGCAUUCCUGUUGCAUCUUUGAUAUCAUUCCUAGACUUUGCUCCAUGAUUUAACUUGAAAUUCUGAAAUGAAGAUGGAGGAGGCAGUAGGAAAAGUUGAAGAACUCAUUGAGUCUGAAGUCCCACCAAAAAUCUCUGAACAAGAGACGGCCAAGGAGGAAGAUGGAUCUGUAGAACUGGAAUCUCAAGUUCCAAAAGAUGGCGUAACGGAUUCUACAGUUCUUUCUUCAAUGCCCUGCUUGUUGAUGGAACUGAGAAGGGACUCUUCUGAGUCUCAGUUAGCAUCCACAGAGAGUGACAAGCCUACAGCCGGCCGUGUUUAUGAGAGUGACUCCUCUAAUCAUUGCAUGCUUUCCCCUUCCUCUAGUGGUCACCUGGCUGAUUCAGAUACAUUGUCUUCUGCAGAGGAGAAUGAACCCUCCCAGGCAGAAACGGCAGUAGAAGGAGACCCAUCAGGAGUGUCUGGUGCCGCAGUUGGGCGCAAGUCUAGGCGGUCUCGUUCUGAAAGUGAAACAUCUACCAUGGCUGCCAAGAAAAACCGGCAAUCCAGUGAUAAACAGAAUGGCCGAGUUGCCAAGGUUAAAGGUCAUCGGAGCCAAAAGCACAAGGAGAGGAUCAGACUACUGAGGCAGAAACGGGAGGCUGCUGCGAGGAAGAAGUACAACCUGCUGCAGGACAGUAGUACCAGUGACAGUGACCUGACUUGUGACUCAAGCACAAGCUCAUCUGAUGAUGAUGAAGAGGUUUCAGGGAGCAGCAAGACAAUCACUGCAGAGAUACCAGAUGGACCUCCAGUUGUAGCUCAUUAUGAUAUAUCUGACACCAGCUCUGACCCAGAAGUGGUAAAUGUGGACAAUUUAUUGGCGGCUGCAGUAGUUCAAGAGCACACUAAUUCUGUAGGCGGCCAGGACACAGGAGCUACCUGGAGGACCAGCGGGCUUCUAGAAGAGCUGAAUGCAGAGGCAGGUUGGUCUCCCCCACCCCCUUCUCUGAUGAUGUAUCCCUUUCCCUUCUCUUCUACCCGCCUUACCGGCGACUUCCCCAGGAAGGCUUAUUUUAGUAAAAGCAUCGAUCAGCAGAACUGCAGUCAUAUUGUCCUCUGUCUCUCCUGUGGUGGGAUUACGCAUGCUUUUGCUCUUCCUCUCCCGUGUAGGUGUGUCCAUCCUCGAGGAGGUGUGAUUCAGAGUGUUUCUUCGUGGAAGCACGGCUCGGGCACGCAGUACGUGAGCAGCCGGCAAACACAGCCAUGGACUGCCGUGACUCCUCAGCAGACUUGGGCUUCCCCAGCAGAAGUGGUCGACCUUACCUUGGAUGAGGAUAGUAGACGUAAAUACCUACUGUAAUACGUUGUCACUGUGUUUCCUCUGCACUGUUCCCUGCCACUUCCUCCUCCUCCUCUCUGUGACACGGAAGUUCAUUGUCAUAGCUUCAGCUUCAGAAGCUGUUUGUGGCAUUUGUAGAAUUGAAACUCAUGGAAAAUCUCCUCUCCCCCAUUUUCUAAUUAAAAGAAGUCACUUAGGAAAAUAACUUAUCACAGAGAAAAGGAUUUCUUUUCUUCUUUCCCUCAAUAGGCCUAUGAGAAUAAUGAAUUUUAUUAGAUGACUUCAUUUUACUUGGUGACUUUUAACCUUAGGAAACUCUGCCUUCCUUCUAGAAUAAUAUUUAAUUGCCAGAUAACGUGGAUUUCAGUUUUUGAAUCUUGUAUUUAUUUUUCUGUAUAAUAAAAUUAAUAUCUAGACUUGACCACUAUCUGCCCUGCCCCCACUGGCACCCUCACCUUAGGGCAUUCACACACAUAUCAGUCAGGUCCUUAUUGGCAUCUAGUAGGGCAUGUGCACUUAAAAACCUGUCCUUCAAAAUAGAAGACAGAAGUAUUACAAGUGUUUUUUUUUUUUGUUUUUUUUUUUUUUGGCUCAAGCCUUCGACCUUCUUUCCUGACUUUGUUCCCGAUGGACUUCGCACAACACAAAGAAUUGACUUGCCCCUUUGUGUUUCUAAGUAUUACCAAGGAACCCUAGCUGGUCUCCUUGUUGCAAUAAUUUAUGACUCUGUGGAAAAUGUCUCCUUUGGAUCAGGGACAUUUCAGGUAGAUCCCCACCCAGAGGAUGUCUGGGCAUCGAAGGAGGAGAAUACUGAGGAAUCAGUGGGAGCAUCUGUCUCCCUCAACUGUUUUUCAUGGUUUGGUGAAAUAAUGGGAGAACACUGAAACCUAUUAGAAGCCCUUAGGGAGAACGUAAAAGUUGUGUGGCUUCUAAGGCGACAGCUGUUGCACAUCCGAGAGGAGAGUGCCACCUUUCAUAGCUGCUCUCCAUAAAAGGUGUAAUGACUUUAACACCUGAGCUGAACUAGACCUGAUGCUAUAUUGGGAUGUUUUCCCCGCUCUGCCUUCUAAGAAAGCAUACCAUGAUUUAAAAAAAAAAACAAAAAAAAACAAAAAAAACAGAUAUAUGCUGUGAGAACACGAAUAGCACUGUAAGUCUACAGUAUCUGAAAGGAAUAGCAGAGGGUAGAAGCAGCUUCAGGGAAUUCAGGAAAUGCUAGCAUUGGAGUUUUGUGGCAUUAGUUUCUAACUUUUCCCUCUAGUAUCUUGUAGUUAUUAGUGAAUUCUUUGGAAAGCAAUACCUAGAGUUAGAACACUAUGUAUUGUGCCCAGGCAGAGGGGAGUAUACUGGCACAGAAGACCUCACCUUUUAUUUUUCAUGGUUUUUGUUUGCUUUCAUUGUUUUUUGUUUCCGUCUCCAGUGUUGCUAUAGUCCUUUACCUCUCUUCCUAAAUGCCUCGGUGGCUCUUCCAUAUCAGAAGAACAUGAGAACCAUUUCAGUUUCCAUUCGGCCAACACACAUUUACCAAGUGGCUACUCCGCACUGGGCACUGUGCAGGGGUGGUGGGUGCUGUGGAGGCGCUGGGAUGAGGGAGACACAGCCCACGUGCACGGGCAUCCGAUGUUGCCUGGCUCCACCUGCCUGGCCUUUUCUUGUGUUUUAUGUGAAGGCAAGUUUGUUCCUUUACCCUUCAUCUUGCUCCUUCAGUUCUUCUGUGUACCUCCUCCUCCUCCUCCUUGGGAACGUAUUUGAGCGUGUUUUCCUUGAUCUUCUCGAUGGCAUCUCAUUUGAUCUGGCCUCUGUUCUUCAGCUUUUCAUUUUCCUUCUAGUCUACCCUUGAUAGAGCAGGCUUUUAAGAUCAUGAACCCCUGCUUUUAGCACCUCACAUGGCCACAAUUCUAGACAAAAACCAAAGACCCAGAAGCCAGUGCGAAGUAGGACCUUCUGAAGACUCACUACUGGUGAAUCCUCGAACCUUCACAUUUUACUUUAGGACUAAUUUAUUGAGUGUUACUGUUACACAUUAUUUUUGACUUGAAUUAAAAUAUUGGACAAGCAGAAAUGUAUAAUUUCUGGUCUGUGUUUUCCAGGAAAAUGAUUGGGAAGAGAAUAGAGUGGAUUAUAUGACUUGAAGUAUUUGCAUCUUGUUUUGUUUUGUUUUGUUUCCCCUGCCUGUGUUAGAGCAGAGCCCCAUUUUUGAAGACUGUGUUUGCAUUACUUAUUCCUGUGUCAACAGUGUGUUCGUCUGAUUCCACAUAGCAGGUGAUCCUGUGGCAUAGUCUCCAUAAUCCCAGAGUGGCGCCUUCUACAGAGAGGCCUUUGGGGCGUGUUGUGUGCACGCUGAGUUGGGAACAGAGGGUGGACUGGCAGUCAAGCUCUGUUUUUUGGCCUUUUGCUUUACCAUCAGCUUGCACUUUUCCUAACUUGUUCCUUAAGGCGUUCCCUGACUUCUCUGUGUGAUGCACUGGAACAGAGAUGUAGACAUUGAGAUGCAAACAGGGCAGGGGGAGGGAUGGUAGGUGGUUGGCACUUUCCCACAUAAUAGCUGAUGGUAGAGAGACCCUGUUUCACCUCUUUUUUCAUUUUUCCAUCAAGAGGAGUGGGGAUGUGGUUUCAGGCAAGGUUUUUAUAAAACUCUGUGAUAUACAACUUCUGUGACAUUUGAAAUUUCUUUUAAAGGGAUGUCUUUUAACCAGAGCUUGCAUUUGAUAGCGUAAGUAGUUCUUUAAGCUUCACAGGACACUGUAUGUUCAAAGUAGUAGCUCUUCUAAAAUGGGACACAUGGGAUUGGUGUAUGCCACUGGUUAAAUUCCCCUCCCUUCCAAUUUGAAGAAGCAGAGCAGAAGCUUGCUACUGCACCAUCAUGACUGCCAUGUAACUUACAAUCUCUGCUGUCCAGUGACGGUCGUUUUAGGAGCCAGACCGAAUGGGCUCCGUACUUCUUUAAAAUAUGAACUCUGCUUUUGCUGUUACUGAUUGUGAACAUGAACUGUCUGAUUUGCUAAUUUAGUCCUUUGUUCAUCUUUACUUUUAGCAGACUAGAACCAUUGGUAACUUAAAGAUGAAUGUGUUGCCUGCUUUUUAUACACGUGUCACAGAGCUUUGAAAAAGCUAGGGACACAAUUUCGUCUUCUUUGUUUCAAACUUUUUUUUUUUUUUAAAGGAAAAGAGCCCCUGAUCCCUGUUCUCCAAUGUGUAUGAUGUGACUUCCAUGUAUAUAUAAAAAUGAUUGCACCCUAACCAAACUUCCUCAGAUUGUGCACUGUUUGUUUAAAAUAAUCACGUAUUUUAGUCCAAUGCUGUUGUACUUUUAUUUUUCAUUUUAUUUAAAACACUACUUACUUCUUAUUCUUUUAACAAAUUUUAAAGGGUAGUGAUCUUAAAAAAAAAUCACUGGAUAACUAGGAAAUAUUUUUGUUGUUGUUUUGUUUUUAAAAGAGUACAGAGGUCUUUGAAGCCCUUUGCUCUUCUUACCGUGAAAACGAACUGUUAGCCAUUGUAUGGCUAGGAACCAAUGCACUUGGCGCGUAACAGAUCUGCUGUUGCUGGAGUGUGAGUGUGGACUUGAUGCAGUGACGACAAAUCAUUGCUUAGAAUUAAUGUUUUCAAAUGUGCAACUCUAGUUUUUAAAAUGAAAUUUGGUUCUUUACAUUCAUUAUUUAGUUUUUGUUUCCAUUUAGUAUUUAAUGGUCUUUGGAGAAAAAAAUAAUAAAACAGAGUGUUAUAUAUAUAUUUUUUGGUGCAAGAUAAGAUUUUCUGUUUUUUGAAAUAAGUCUGUAGCAUAAAGGUUAAACUAUUUUAAGACAAAAUAAAAUAGAGUGUAUUUAAACAA
This is a messenger RNA of Oryctolagus cuniculus (rabbit), 5303 nucleotides long. The record is from RefSeq and is a predicted model, not a curated record. Lineage: Eukaryota; Metazoa; Chordata; Mammalia; Lagomorpha; Leporidae.